AUGUUUCUGUGUACAAUAACGGCAGUUGUGUAUGCACCGGAAGCUAAGAUGACUCAGCCAAUUAGAACAGAGAAGUACGUGGAACUCAGCUGUGAUUGGCCCUUGCCAGGGCUGGGUUCGUUUCUGGCCUACAAUAUCAUCCUGGUGUUCCUCUGCUCUAUCUUUGCCUUUAAGACCCGCAGGUUGCCCGAUAACUUCAACGAGUCCAAGUUGAUAACCCUCUGCGUGUACACUACACUGGUCAUCUGGGCCGCUUUUAUCCCUAGUUAUUUCACGGCUUCCAGCCAGACGGUGAAAACGCUUCUUUUGGCCUUAUCUCUUCUGGCGAACCACACAGUUGUGGUGGCUUUCCUCUUCCUUCCGAAGAUCUACGCCGCCGUGAACCUCAUCCCAACGAUAUCACUAUCCUCAACCAGCAUCGAUGACAACCAUCGGCGCAGCAGUCUCGUCUCCUCCAUCCACAACGUCCACAACACUCG
Molecule: messenger RNA, 479 nt
Organism: Candidula unifasciata
Lineage: Eukaryota; Metazoa; Mollusca; Gastropoda; Stylommatophora; Geomitridae
Source: the annotation of a GenBank genome assembly